Leptopilina boulardi is the source of this 2967-nucleotide messenger RNA. Its product is annotated as acetylcholinesterase-like. Bases 926 to 2911 code for a protein of 661 amino acids. The transcript is spliced from 9 exons. Gene Ontology annotation, biological process: acetylcholine catabolic process; choline metabolic process. Lineage: Eukaryota; Metazoa; Arthropoda; Insecta; Hymenoptera; Figitidae. The record is from RefSeq and is a predicted model, not a curated record. Gene Ontology annotation, molecular function: acetylcholinesterase activity. Gene Ontology annotation, cellular component: plasma membrane.
AAAAAAAAAUCCCCUCACGCACUUGGUUCUUUAACCCUCCUCCCAGGGAGGCACGCAUUGCUUCUUUCCUUUCCCUUCAAUGCAAAUAAAACCCUCUAGCCCAUAUUCUCGGGGGGUUAUUCUCGUGAUCUUUUCAUCCCUCACGUAACAUCGUCGACUCUUGGCAGCACGUGCACGGAUUCUGUGAAGUUCGAAUCACCCCGUAUAUAUAUAUGUAUAUGUAUCACACAAGUGAGAGGGAAAAUUUGGUUGUGAGCGAGAUGAGAAAACUCGUACCGGCAGGGGGUUUGGUUGGAUGUUGAGGGGGUGGGAAAACCAGAGGGGUAGCUCGCUCACCCUUAACCGAAGUCUCUCUCUCUCGGCCAAGCUCAGUGCGGCCUGAACGCUUAGCCGGCCUACGUCGUUGCAUGUUAUCGUGUUUCUUUGAUAACGUGGAAUUUAGAAGAAAAAAGAGAAAAAAAAAUUAAAUAAUAAUAUAAAUAAAAAUUUGCAUUUCUAUACUAAAUUGUAUGUUUCGUGAGGUCUAUAUUUUAAUUGGCCUUUCAUUAGCGUGACGGUGAAGGAUUUUUUUUUUUCUUGUUACUAUAUACUUUAUACCGGGAGAAUAUACAAGAAUUGACAGUGAACUCUGAUCGCUGCAGCGACCCCAUGACGAGAUAGAGACAAAGCAGACUGGACGUUGGUUAUAUAGCGGAAGUCAUUUGUCAAGAAGUUUUGGAUUAUAAGGACAAGAGAGAGAAAAUAAAGCUCGAGUUCGCGAACGAUGAACCGUAAAUCGGGAAUGUAGACGGAAAAAAAACGGAUCUGCCCCUCGCAGGAUCGAAGGAAGGUCCUUUCCUCCACCUUCUUCAUCACUUCAUCGUCACCUCAUCCUUGACCACCAACCUCACAUCCAUUGCUUCGACUUGGAAACUGCGAGGACACGAUGCCGAAUAAUCAAAGAAAGAUUGAACCAAGAGUGGAGACACUGUUGGUGGUGAUGUUCCUGAUAACGGUUGGCCUUGACCUUGCAAGGUGUUCGCCACCUCACAGAAGUAGACACCAUGCGGAUUUGUCGCACGAGGAACCGAAGAAUAUGAGAUCGAUAGAGGUCAACGAGGAGUUACCGCGAGCUGAGCCGCUUGGCUCGAUCCCGGAGGACGAUCAUCUGAUCGUUCAAACACGAACGGGUCGGGUGAAGGGUAUGACCUUGACUGCUACAACUGGCAAAAAGGUCGAUGCUUGGUUCGGCAUCCCUUAUGCACAAAAACCCAUUGGUUCAUUAAGGUUUCGACAUCCAAGGCCAGCAGAAUCUUGGCAAGGAGUUCUUAACGCGACUUCACUGCCGAACAGUUGUGUUCAAAUUCUAGACACCGUCUUUGGGGAUUUCGCCGGAGCAACAAUGUGGAAUCCUAAUACAGCACUUAGUGAGGAUUGUCUUUAUGUAAAUGUAGUAGUUCCGCGACCCAGGCCUACUAAUGCCGCUGUCAUGGUAUGGAUAUUCGGUGGUGGUUUCUACUCCGGGUCGGCAACCCUGGACGUCUAUGAUCAUAGGACCCUUGUAUCUGAGGAAAACAUUAUCUUAGUGUCAAUGCAGUAUCGAGUCGCUAGUCUCGGUUUUCUUUACUUUGGGACCUACGACGUGCCGGGCAAUGCCGGCCUGUUCGAUCAACUUAUGGCACUUCAAUGGGUACAUGACAAUAUUGCAUUUUUUGGAGGAAAUCCAGACAACGUCACACUCUUUGGUGAAAGUGCCGGUGCUGUUUCUGUGUCAAUGCACUUACUAUCACCUUUAUCUAGGCAAUUAUUCAGUCAGGCAAUAAUGCAGUCGGGUUCGCCAACCGCUCCAUGGGCGAUAAUAUCCCGUGAGGAGUCGAAAAUCCGAGGUAUCCGAUUAGCGGAAGCAGUUGGUUGUCCGCAUGAUGAAAAUGCACUUCAAGAAGCUAUUGAUUGUCUCCUCUUAAAAGAUCCAGUUGAAUUGGUCAAUAGUGAAUGGGGCACUUUAGGUAUUUGUGAAUUUCCCUUUGUUCCUGUAAUUGAUGGUUCCUUUCUCGAUGAAACACCACAACGUUCCUUAUUAACGGAAUCAUUUAAGAAGGCUAAUAUUUUAAUGGGCUCAAAUACCGAAGAAGGAUUCUACUUUAUUAUUUAUUAUUUAACGGAAUUAUUUCGCAUUGAUGGCACUGAAGAUGUGAAAGUAUCCAGGGACGAAUUCAUUAAAGCAGUCACGGAAUUAAAUCCCUAUGUUAAUCAAAUUGCACGUACCGCCAUUGUUUAUGAGUAUACAAAUUGGGUUAAUCCCGAUGAUCCUGAUGACAAUCGGAAUGCUCUAGAUAAAAUUGUUGGCGAUUAUCAGUUUACGUGUAAUGUUAACGAAUUCGCUGGCAGAUACGCUGAAACGGGCAACACUGUUUAUAUGUAUUAUUACAAGCACAGAUCGAAAAAUAACCCUUGGCCAAGAUGGACGGGUGUCAUGCACGCUGAUGAAAUUAAUUAUAUUUUUGGAGAGCCACUCGAUCCCUCCAAAGAAUACACCCAGGAAGAGAAACGCUUGUCACAGAGAAUGAUGAAGUACUGGGCAAACUUUGCGAAAACAGGAAAUCCAAAUGAGGGUGACAGUGCAUCUUGGACUGAUGUAUUUUGGCCUCAACAUACUGCUGCUAAAAAGGAUUAUUUAACACUCGAUAUCAACUCAACAGAAAUUGGUUAUGGUCCUAGAGCAAAACAGUGUGCUUUUUGGAAAAAAUAUAUUCCCCAAUUGGUCGCCACCACAGCGAAACUGGAUUCAAAGGAGACAUGCAGCGGUUCGAGUUCUCAGUUGAGGCGCGAGACAAGCUUUUACUCUCUUCUUUCAAUCUUGAAUGUCGCACUCGUUCUCAUCGUUACAAUGAUACCAGUCACAUCGAUUCUAAAUACAAGAGGUUUCGUCUAGCUCACAAGUCCAAUCAUCGCUGUCUCAUUCGGUAGCUAGGCAAAAAAAGAAAGAAA